Molecule: messenger RNA, 6130 nt
Organism: Homo sapiens (human)
Lineage: Eukaryota; Metazoa; Chordata; Mammalia; Primates; Hominidae
Gene: ZC3H11A
Product: zinc finger CCCH-type containing 11A
Exons: 20
Coding region: 1973-4405 (810 amino acids)
Cellular component (GO): nucleus; nuclear speck
Molecular function (GO): metal ion binding
Source: RefSeq, marked validated
AGAGCGGAGCCUGUAGCCAGGCGCCAUCUUUGACGCUGGCAGUCUUGGUUUUCUGCUAGUGCUGCUGCUGCUGGGAGGACGACGGACGGCAGCGGCCAAGCAAGAAGAAAGACGUGGCAGCAAGCGGGAGUCGGGGAUAGUGUCAUCGGUUCGGUAAAGUUUCUGUUCUCUGGGUCCCGGUACUUUGGAGCUUGUCUCAAACUCCACAUACAGAAAGCCACCGACCUUAUUCCGGACUGGUGAAACCGUAAUGAAGAACACCCCUAAACUCCCAUAAUCGGUGCGGAUUCCUAUGGGGAAGGCCUAUAUUGUUGACAUCUUCCAGGCCUUGGUUCUGGACCUUGAGAAAGAGGCUGUGGAACUAGAGAUAGCGAUGCUUUUUAGGAUUUGGGGAUAUUCCCUGCCCAAAAAAUUCCUGGAAAAUUGACUAGUAUUAAGUGUGAGUAAAAGGUGUCCACUUUUUUUUAAGUUUUGAUUUUAGUUUUGUCUUGGAUAGUAUUUGGCAAGAUUUAGCCUAGAAAUUAUGUAGUAUUUAUUACAUAAGAAUCAAAAUUGCUUUGUUACUGGGCUGGUUUCAAAGUUUAGAACUCAUUUCUAUGUAUCAAAAUCGGGUUUUUUUUGGUUUUGAUUUUUUUUUUUUUUAAAUUCUUAAAUGGUAAAUAUGCCAUUGUGAAAUGAAAUCUCAACUCCAAAAGUUUACCCUUUUACUAACUGGAGUAAAUGUAUACUUACAAAGUCUUUAGCUGUAGCCAUUAGUAGUAAAGAAUUUGGACCUAGGCUGCGUAAGCAAGCCUUUCCAGGGCCACUAUUUAAUGGCAAACCAGUGAUACUGGUGUUGAUACAAAAUAAGAAAUAAAUUUUCCCUUAGAUAAAGCUUUCUGUGUUUUGACAGUGCCAGUUUAGAAUGGCUAUAAUGCUGCUCUGCCUUCUACAGCUUGCUGCACCACUCUGUAGUUACUCUAUUACCAUACGUUUCUAUCUUUUUUGGUUAAACACUCCCUGAUGACGAUGAUGGAUAUAUAUACAUACAUCCAUAUUAUACAUAAUGAUAUAUGUGUAAGGAUUUACCUUCGUCUUUAUUUUGUGGGCUGGGCAAAAUUUAGUGUAACAAUAACUUCAUGAUACUUUGGUAUAAGAGUAAGUUCUUUAUUUUUAUAAUGAACCCAAAUCUAAAGUCUUUUAUAGUGCAUUUUAAAAGGGGAAACUUAUCCAAAUGUUAUAUUUCUAUACAUUUUUGUGUAUAUGUGUGUGUGUAUAAGCCAGUUAGUAUAUAUCUGUAUGUAUAUUAUAUACAUAAAACACUAUAUUUUUACAUACAAGUAUGCUUUUAUUAUACAGAUAAUAAAGAUGGGGGAAGGUUUCUGUUUUUUUCUUAAUAGGUGAAGAAAUCUUGAAGACCAGAAAUUGGAUCUUACUGAAAAACUGAUGUUUUUUUGUUUUUUUUUUAAAUUAUAUUGUUCAGCUAUGGAAGAUGGAGUUUUUUUUCAUGAUCCUUUAACUCUCAAGUUCAUCUUUAAAUGAACUCUUUUUUUUUGUUUUUUUUUUGUUUUGUUUUGUUUUGUUUUUGAGGAGAUAACUAACCCUAGCUGUCUCCAGUCUGACAAAGGUUAUUUGAAUGGACUUAAUCUCCCAGUAGUUGGGAGAUGUUUUAAAAACACAUGCUGUGUUUGAAUUGUGGCUGAGAGGUUUUCUUGGCAAUGUGAGGAGGAAAUUUUUUUCUGCCUCAUUAUUAUUAAUUCAUGGAUUGAGUGUUGGUUCGACCUACAGGCGUAAUAGAUUGGAACUCAGUGAAGACACAGAUGUUCCUGUUCAGAGCAACCAGCUAAUGAUUACAGUUUAAAGACAAUUUCUGUGAUCAAGUUGUCAUUUGGAAGAUUAAACCCAUUUCACGAGGACUUGGAGCCUGGUCCUUGCUUUGAGGAAGCAGUGGCUUGUUUCAAGAAGCCACUUCUGAUCUAAGAAUCUACCCAGCAUGCCUAAUCAAGGAGAAGACUGCUAUUUUUUUUUCUAUUCCACAUGUACCAAAGGUGACAGCUGCCCAUUCCGUCACUGUGAAGCUGCAAUAGGAAAUGAAACUGUUUGCACAUUAUGGCAAGAAGGGCGCUGUUUUCGACAGGUGUGCAGGUUUCGGCACAUGGAGAUUGAUAAAAAACGCAGUGAAAUUCCUUGUUAUUGGGAAAAUCAGCCAACAGGAUGUCAAAAAUUAAACUGCGCUUUCCAUCACAAUAGAGGACGAUAUGUUGAUGGCCUUUUCCUACCUCCGAGCAAAACUGUGUUGCCCACUGUGCCUGAGUCACCAGAAGAGGAAGUGAAGGCUAGCCAACUUUCAGUUCAGCAGAACAAAUUGUCUGUCCAGUCCAAUCCUUCCCCUCAGCUGCGGAGCGUUAUGAAAGUAGAAAGUUCCGAAAAUGUUCCUAGCCCCACGCAUCCACCAGUUGUAAUUAAUGCUGCAGAUGAUGAUGAAGAUGAUGAUGAUCAGUUUUCUGAGGAAGGUGAUGAAACCAAAACACCUACCCUGCAACCAACUCCUGAAGUUCACAAUGGAUUACGAGUGACUUCUGUCCGGAAACCUGCAGUCAAUAUAAAGCAAGGUGAAUGUUUGAAUUUUGGAAUAAAAACUCUUGAGGAAAUUAAGUCAAAGAAAAUGAAGGAAAAAUCUAAGAAGCAAGGUGAGGGUUCUUCAGGAGUUUCCAGUCUUUUACUCCACCCUGAGCCCGUUCCAGGUCCUGAAAAAGAAAAUGUCAGGACUGUGGUGAGGACAGUAACUCUCUCCACCAAACAAGGAGAAGAACCCUUGGUUAGAUUGAGUCUUACUGAGAGACUGGGGAAACGAAAAUUUUCAGCAGGCGGUGACAGUGAUCCUCCAUUAAAGCGUAGCCUGGCACAGAGGCUAGGGAAGAAAGUUGAAGCUCCAGAAACUAACAUUGACAAAACACCAAAGAAAGCUCAAGUUUCCAAGUCUCUUAAGGAGCGAUUAGGCAUGUCAGCUGAUCCAGAUAAUGAGGAUGCAACAGAUAAAGUUAAUAAAGUUGGUGAGAUCCAUGUGAAGACAUUAGAAGAAAUUCUUCUUGAAAGAGCCAGUCAGAAACGUGGAGAAUUGCAAACUAAACUCAAGACAGAAGGACCUUCAAAAACUGAUGAUUCUACUUCAGGAGCAAGAAGCUCCUCCACUAUCCGUAUCAAAACCUUCUCUGAGGUCCUGGCUGAAAAAAAACAUCGGCAGCAGGAAGCAGAGAGACAAAAAAGCAAAAAGGAUACAACUUGCAUCAAGCUAAAGAUUGAUAGUGAAAUUAAAAAAACAGUAGUUUUGCCACCCAUUGUUGCCAGCAGAGGACAAUCAGAGGAGCCUGCAGGUAAAACAAAGUCUAUGCAGGAGGUGCACAUCAAGACGCUGGAAGAAAUUAAACUGGAGAAGGCACUGAGGGUGCAGCAGAGCUCUGAGAGCAGCACCAGCUCCCCGUCUCAACACGAGGCCACUCCAGGGGCAAGGCGGCUGCUGCGAAUCACCAAAAGAACAGGGAUGAAAGAAGAGAAGAACCUUCAGGAAGGAAAUGAAGUUGAUUCUCAGAGCAGUAUUAGAACAGAAGCUAAAGAGGCUUCAGGUGAGACCACAGGAGUUGACAUCACUAAAAUUCAAGUCAAGAGAUGUGAGACCAUGAGAGAGAAGCACAUGCAGAAACAGCAGGAGAGGGAAAAAUCAGUCUUGACACCUCUUCGGGGAGAUGUAGCCUCUUGCAAUACCCAAGUGGCAGAGAAACCAGUGCUCACUGCUGUGCCAGGAAUCACACGGCACCUGACCAAGCGGCUUCCCACAAAGUCAUCCCAGAAGGUGGAGGUAGAAACCUCAGGGAUUGGAGACUCAUUAUUGAAUGUGAAAUGUGCAGCACAGACCUUGGAAAAAAGGGGUAAAGCUAAACCCAAAGUGAACGUGAAGCCAUCUGUGGUUAAAGUUGUGUCAUCCCCCAAAUUGGCCCCAAAACGUAAGGCAGUGGAGAUGCACGCUGCUGUCAUUGCCGCUGUGAAGCCACUCAGCUCCAGCAGUGUCCUACAGGAACCCCCAGCCAAAAAGGCAGCUGUGGCUGUUGUCCCGCUUGUCUCUGAGGACAAAUCAGUCACUGUGCCUGAAGCAGAAAAUCCUAGAGACAGUCUUGUGCUGCCUCCAACCCAGUCCUCUUCAGAUUCCUCACCCCCGGAGGUGUCUGGCCCUUCCUCAUCCCAAAUGAGCAUGAAAACUCGCCGACUCAGCUCUGCCUCAACAGGAAAGCCCCCACUCUCUGUGGAGGAUGAUUUUGAGAAACUAAUAUGGGAGAUUUCAGGAGGCAAAUUGGAAGCUGAGAUUGACCUGGAUCCUGGGAAAGAUGAAGAUGACCUUCUGCUUGAGCUAUCAGAAAUGAUUGAUAGCUGAAGGUGGUAGUGAGGACACUUUAAAAAAAAAAUCGCCAAAAAACUGGACUUAGUUUCAUCUAUUGUAACAUUUACCUGAGAUGAUCAUUUCUUUAGUCUAGAAUUUGCCCCAAAUCAGAAGUAUACCUCUGAAUUAUCUGUAUGUGUCCUGGAUUCCUUGGGGUCAGAUUUUUAAAGUUACUUUAUAACCAUUUUGUCCAUUUGAUGCCAUUGUUUAUCAUCUUUUGAGAAAAAAGUUCUGUCAUACCCUUCUCUCCACAAAAAAGAGACUGAGAGGGAGAUCAAGUGAAAGGGUGCAAGCGAACUUAGUGACUCCUUGAGGUGUUUGUCAGUUUUGGCUUUUUUCUUCUUUGUUGUAUUCUUUAUGUAUUGUCUUGAUGUACUUAAUAUUACCUGAGUUUGAAAUGGAUGAAGACAGCUGCUACCAUUAAGGACCAAAUUUUAUGCUACCACUAAACAAAAAUACCCACUCAGUCUGUGUUAAAUUGUAUGUCUUUUUAAAGGUAUUUAAAGAUUCAACUAAGCUUUAAAGAGGGCUGAGCAGCUCAGGAAGCCUGUAAUGUGGGCAUAACUCUUUGGACCUGAUCUUGAUGCUUCUGCUGCUCUGUUAGCCUCUGAAGAGCAAUAUCUAAUUUAUUAUUACUGUAAUUUUUUAAAAGGCUUUAAAGUGCCUCAGGGGUCCCCUGAAACUAAUUUUCUAUUUCUGGGAUUCCCUGGAUUCAUUAUAUGAGAUGGUGACAUGAUUAGAGGAAUUCUUUUUUAGUAUGAAAAUUGUCCUUUUUCUUCUUCAGUACUUGCCUCCUUGCUGGCAUUGAAUUAACACAGGGACAAAAUUUGGUUAAUUUUUUAUUUCUAACUCUCCCAACAAACCCCUGUUGCCCAGUAUUUGUUUGGUGGCCUUUAACCACCUGAGGGAAAAAAUGAGCUUAUUCAAGCUGCCAAUAUUUAUCUAUGGGCUGUAGCAGUACACUGAAUUGUACUGUGCCAGGGAUAUUGAGAUGCUCUGGGGGUGUAUUGUAUACCUGCCAGUUUUCUUCAUUUCUGAAUUGAGUUUUCUUUUCUUGAUGUUGGUUUCCUUCAUAUCACCUCAAGGUUUAGAUUUGUGAAGGAAUAAGCAUGAUGGAAAUAAUAGUCUUGAAAGGAGAUAUGUUGUAUAUAAUCAGGAGGAAGAGGAAGGAAGGACUUACCCAUUUUGAUAUUUUGCUGUAGGUGGCCAGUUUUGUUUCUCAUAGGGAAAUCUGACCCACCUGUCAUGUUGGCUCCUAAGGAACUGCUGUUGUAAGCGGCUCAUCAAGAGUUGAACUUCACGUAGCCUUGUUGGGAAUAUGGAAAAGGAAGAAAGCCACAGGACUGCCCAUUCAGUCUUGGGAAGAUUGGGAUGAUUCUGCACAAGCAAAAAUGACUGAAGUUUAUGUAUAGACACACCUCUACCAAUCCAUCUUCAGCUGACUGAAUGUUGUAUGAUAGCCCUUCUCCAAAGCAGAGGUAGAAUGUUCAGGUUUCACCAUGGAUUUUCUACUUAUUUCGUUUUUGGAAUCAGCUUACAGAUUCCAGGUCCCUUUUGUAUAUAUUCUUUAUUCUUUUGCUUUUUUAAAAAAUAAUUUUGUUUCAUAUUUAAAGCACUUGUAUUAGUCAAUGUUUCGUGUUCCGCAUUAUUUGAACCAUUUGCCCUUACAGAAAGAGAAAUACUUGUUUGUGUUUUAAAUAAAACUGAUGUAGGAAAGUC